Molecule: messenger RNA, 1654 nt
Organism: Candoia aspera
Lineage: Eukaryota; Metazoa; Chordata; Lepidosauria; Squamata; Candoiidae
Gene: SLC45A2
Product: solute carrier family 45 member 2
Exons: 7
Cellular component (GO): membrane
Molecular function (GO): sucrose:proton symporter activity
Source: RefSeq, a predicted model, not a curated record
CCAAGCAGGAAAAUAGCCAAGCUCUUGCAGUCUUGCAGUUCAGGCAUUGCCGGAGUAGAACCCAUCAGUAGAAAAAAAGAAACCAUGUUGGAGUCCUUAGCUGAGGGAGAUCCCUCUGAGCCAGUGGAGCCUUCCAAGAAGAGAACAGGACAGUUGGUCAUGCACAGCAUGAUUAUGUUUGGCCGGGAGUUCUGCUAUGCUGUUGAAGCUGCCUUUGUCACUCCUGUGUUGCUCACUGUGGGACUCCCCAAAAGCCUUUAUAGCUUUGUAUGGCUCAUCAGCCCCAUCCUAGGUUUUCUGCUGCAGCCGGUGGUGGGUUCAGCCAGCGACCACUGCACUUCUGGGUGGGGCAAGCGAAGGCCUUUUAUCUUGACCUUUGGCAUUCUGAUGCUCCUGGGGAUGGCCUUGUACCUCAAUGGAGAUGCAGUCAUCUCAGUUCUGGUUGCUGAUCGAGGCACUUGGAAGAUGUGGGCUAUAAUUAUUACCAUGCUUGGAGUCGUGCUGUUUGAUUUUGCUGCUGAUUUUAUUGAUGGUCCCAUUAAGGCAUAUUUAUUUGACGUCUGCACUCAUCAGGACAAGCAGAAGGGGCUCCAUUUUCAUGCACUUCUGACAGGUCUUGGAGGAGCUCUUGGAUACCUCACAGGGGCCAUUGACUGGGGAACAACCAUUUUGGGGAAAUACUUGGGGUCAGAAUUCCACGUGAUCUUCUUCUUUGCUGCCCUUGUGCUCCUGCUGUGUCUUGCUGUGCAUUUGUGCAGCAUCCCGGAAACGUCUCUGGCCCACAUCAGUGCAGAAUCUAAAGUCCUGGUGAAAACCUCUAAGCCUGACCGAUAUGGUGCCAUAGGGAGUGUCAAGAAUGAACAGUGUAACACGGAAUACAACGAAACACAGAUUUCACCUCGGCAGCAGAAACUCACCAUAAAAGCAGACAUUCAGGUUCAGAGGCAGAUAACCAUUAAGACUCUCCUAAAAGCCCUUCUAAGCAUGCCAUCCCACUACCUCUACCUAUGUUUGAGUCACCUGAUAGGGUGGACAGCUUUCCUUUCCAACAUGCUUUUCUUCACCGAUUUUAUGGGACAGAUUGUGUUUGAUGGUGAUCCUUAUGCCCCUCAUAACUCCACUGCUUAUCUGACCUAUGAAAGGGGUGUAGAGAUUGGAUGUUGGGGACUGUGCAUCAAUGCCAUUUCUUCUUCAGUCUAUUCCUAUUUGCAGAGAGCGCUUCUACCUUACCUAGGAUUAAAAGGACUCUAUUUUGUUGGUUACCUGCUUUUUGGACUAGGCACUGGAUUUAUUGGGCUCUUUCCCAAGGUUCAUCCUACUCUGGCUUUGUGCUCCCUGUUUGGUGUCAUGUCCAGUACAUUGUACACUAUACCAUUCAACCUUGUUGCUAAUUAUCAUGAGGAGGAAUUGGGCCAGGACAAUGACAAAGCGGCAGACCCCAGCCGAGGAAAGGGCAUCGACUGUGCUGCUCUGACCUGCAUGGUCCAACUGGCCCAAAUCAUUGUUGGGGUGGGCAUGGGUCUCCUGGUCAGUGCUGCGGGCAGUGUGGUGGUGGUGGUGGUCUCUGCCUCUGCUAUCGCCCUGCUGGGCUGUUGCUUUGUAGCCUUGUUUGUUCGGUACAUCGACGAAGGCAAGAAAUAGUUGAUUUGUGGGA